Molecule: messenger RNA, 1890 nt
Organism: Carassius carassius (crucian carp)
Lineage: Eukaryota; Metazoa; Chordata; Actinopteri; Cypriniformes; Cyprinidae
Product: choline/ethanolaminephosphotransferase 1-like
Exons: 10
Coding region: 361-1641 (426 amino acids)
Biological process (GO): phosphatidylethanolamine biosynthetic process
Cellular component (GO): endoplasmic reticulum membrane; Golgi apparatus
Molecular function (GO): diacylglycerol cholinephosphotransferase activity; ethanolaminephosphotransferase activity
Source: RefSeq, a predicted model, not a curated record
UCACGGCUGUCUAUGGAUCCACGCCGUUUAUCCUUCCGUCGGUUAACCAUCCUUCAACUAAGCUUCUUCUCUGUUCUCGUGUACGUUUCUUCGCUCUGGCAUUUCUUUUAAUUUAAUCAUAGUUUAAGUAUUCAACUUUUGGCAUCACACGGGUAUCUCCAGUGUAAUGCUGCGGAGAAAAUACAUUUUCACCACGUAAACAAAGGUCGCCAUCAAGCUUACGACGUCACUCGGUUGGUUAUCAAGUUGACGUCAUCCUCCAGAUUUUAAUGGGCUGUUAUAAAUCUAAUAAAUACAGUCACUUGAAUUAAUCCCAUAAUCUCUUUGUGGAUCCUUGUCACCACGCCUACCCAGAGAAACAUGAGCUCACACAAGAGACCUGUCCGUGUUCGGGCAGAUUCUGACACCAAUUUCUCCUUGACGUGUGACCCGAAUGCACCAGGUGUGGAAGAGGGCAACGGUCUCCUGACCAAGCUGAUGGAGCUCCCCGUAGCCCGUCUGUCCCGACAGCAGCUGAAAAAGCUGGAGGAGCAUCAGUACAGCAGUGCGGGACGGUCCCUCCUGGAUCCCUUCAUGCAGGGAUUCUGGUGCUGGCUGGUGAGCAAAGUGCCUCUCUGGAUGGCACCGAACCUCAUCACCAUUGUGGGACUCGCUACUAAUAUCAUCAGUACUCUGAUACUAGUAUACUACUGCCCCACUGCCACCGAACAGGCACCAACGUGGGCAUACUUAGCCUGUGCUUUGGGUCUGUUCAUCUACCAAUCACUGGAUGCUAUAGAUGGAAAGCAGGCUCGACGGACCAAUAGCAGCACACCUCUUGGCGAGCUCUUUGAUCAUGGCUGUGACUCCCUCUCUACAGUGUUUGUGAUCCUGGGCACAUGUAUAGCAGUGCAGCUGGGUACUCACCCUGACUGGAUGUUUUUCUGUUGUUUUGUGGGCAUCUUCAUGUUUUAUUGUGCCCACUGGCAGACGUACGUUUCAGGAACGCUGCGCUUUGGCAUAAUUGAUGUGACUGAGGUACAAAUCUACAUUAUAAUCAUGUACUUACUGGCUGCCAUUGGAGGAACGGCUUUUUGGAAAUCUGUGAUCCCUGUGAUUAAUGUCCAGAUGAAAAUAAUACCGGCCAUUUGCACUCUUCUGGGGGCCAUUUACUCCUGCACAAACUACUUCCGGGUUAUAUUCACAGGCGGAAUGGGCAAAAAUGGAUCUACUGUUGCAGGCACAAGCGUUUUGUCUCCAUCCUUCCAUAUAGGAGUGGUAAUAACACUUGCUCUUAUGAUCUAUAAGAAGUCUUCAAUGCAGCUAUUCGAGAGACAUCCAUGUCUCUACAUCUUAGCAUUUGGAUGUGUCUCGGCCAAACUCACCAAUAGACUGGUGGUUGCUCAUAUGACAAAGAGUGAAAUGAGUCUUUACGACUUGGCCUUCACCGGACCAGUGCUGCUGUUUCUGAACCAGUACUUCAACAGUUUCAUUAAUGAGCACUGUCUUCUGUGGGUCGCUCUGGUGCUGUCAGCGUUUGAUCUGGUUCGGUACUGCGUGAGUGUCUGUAACCAGAUCGCCACACACUUAAACAUCCGUGUCUUCAGCAUCCAGCCACCGUCUCCAUCCAGAGUUCAGGCAGACAGCAGAAAUCGCCACUAACCUCUUGUCCCCUCUCCCUCAAACACCUCCAGAAGGUCAGGCACCUACUGAAGUAGUGAAUGUAAAAGACAACUCAUAGAGCCCGAGCCCAAAUGGCUGCAGUUAUGAACUUUGUUCCCAUAAUGAAGAGAGAGAGAGGAUAUUUGAAGGAUGAUAGGGAAUAUUUAAAAGAAUAUACAUCCUAUGGUUAGAACACAAUUUAGUUGACAGUAUUUUGUUGUUGGAUGACCAGUUUUGUUUGCCAUAGUU